CCUUCUGCAAUCUAAUUUCAUGGAAUUUCACUCAUAAUUUCCACCUCCACUCUCACUUUCAUCAAUAUAUACAUACACCAUAUCUAUACGUAUAGCUCACCAUCACUCAUCUUCUCUUCUGAUCCAUUUUUUGGGAUCUGUAACGCAAAAUCUGUCUCCGUAGCUAGGGUUUCCUGUUUUUCUCUGAUUCCAACAACUAUGAAGGUUCAUCCUGCGCCAAAUAAGCGGAACAUCACCGUCCGGUACGAUUUUGGUUCACAGUCCAACGCCGCUGCUACUAUCUGCCGUCAAAAGAAGCUCCGGCGACUUCCGCACAUCUUUGCCAAAGUACUUGAGCUUCCGUUUUACGCCGACGCCGACGUUUCGAUCGAGGAAACGUCUGAUUCGUUGAUAUUCAUUGUUGAUACGGACGACGAUAUCGGAACCGACAUCGCAGCUCAUACUAUUGAGAUCUAUCCUGGCGUGACGAAAGUUGUUGUGAGAGGGACACGUGGUGUUGGUGAUUGUGGUGGUGAUGUAAACGAGUUGGAGGUAGAUUUGUGGCGGUUUAGGCUUCCGGAGUCUACGCAGCCCGAGCUUGCUACGGCGGCAUUUAGUGAUGGAGAGCUUGUGGUUACUGUACCGAAAGACGUUAAUCUGGAGAGAAAUCAGGAAGAAAUUUGGGGUGAAGGUAACGGAACUGGACGGCUUGUUCUGGUACAGUAAUAUCAAUAUGUUAUGUUGUUGGAAGUUGCUAUUUCUAUUAAGUUCAAUCGAAUGUUGUUUUAGGUUGAUGAUCAUCUUCCUCAAUGAACAUGUGCUAAGCGUUUUUGAUGUUGAUGAUGAUAGCUGGUUUCAGACCUUCAGUUUUUUUAGAUUUUCUUCAAAUAUUUCUAUCUUGAUUAUUUGAUUUAUGAGCUCCUAACUAUGAGCUUUAUCA
Messenger RNA from Cynara cardunculus var. scolymus (artichoke), 919 nucleotides. RefSeq lists its product as uncharacterized. The record is from RefSeq and is a predicted model, not a curated record. The transcript has a single exon. Lineage: Eukaryota; Viridiplantae; Streptophyta; Magnoliopsida; Asterales; Asteraceae. Bases 199 to 705 code for a protein of 168 amino acids.